CAUCAACUAGAAAAUAAAAAAAGCCGUUUUGUCCAUAAUGGUAUAUAAACGCUUCUCUUAACGAGACAAUUCCAGUUUAAAUAAAAACAGUGUUAAAGAUGAAACAAAUAAGAUCGUUUAUUUUAGUUUGUUUCUUAUUUGCCGAGUCAAUUUGGGGGGCAAAUUUACCUAGCUAUAUCACAAAAUGUAGCCUUUCCGAUGAAUCGUUUUCAAAAUGUGCAAUUUCUAGUGCAAAUAAAGCGAUUUCUAGAAUAGUAAAAGGUGAUAAAAAGUAUAAAAUUCAAAAUUUAGAUCCGAUUAUUAUUCCGGAAGUAAAAUUUGAGGUAAAUUCAAAUUCUAGGUUGAUAUUAAAUAACGUUACCACAAGUGAUUUGAAAAAUAUUAAAGUAACCGAGUUUAGGUGAGUUUAAUUUUAAAAUUAUUAAUUUAAUCGAAAGAUAAAAGGAAAAACUUUAACCUACCUUCAUUACAACAGCAAUUGAAGAUUCUUUAGUGUUUGUAACCCAUCAAUUCAAACAUUUUGGCAGUUC
This is a messenger RNA of Onthophagus taurus, 530 nucleotides long. Lineage: Eukaryota; Metazoa; Arthropoda; Insecta; Coleoptera; Scarabaeidae. The record is from RefSeq and is a predicted model, not a curated record.